AUGAAUUUAUUAUCAAAAAGUACUUGUCACAAACCAAGUCCUUAUCGUCCUAAUGAACCAUGGACAUUACAACAAGCUUUAAUUUAUACAAUUGGAAUGUUUAUUGACAAGUCAAUUACUGUUAAUGAAUGGACAACGGAAUUAGAUCCAAUGUACUCAACCUUAUCAGCAUUAAAAAGAAAUAAAAUGGUACAUUACGCAAUAUAUGAUUGUUUUGCAGCAACAUGUUUAAUUCGACCUAUUACAUUAUAUUGGACAUUUCAACAGGUAACUAAAAUUAAUAUUCUUGAUUCAUUUCAGGCAUUACCAUUAUCAUCACGACCCAAUGAUGGUAAUAAUUAUGAUGAUGAAAUAACAGUUAAUCAAUGCAUUAAAAUUACUCUUAAUAAUGAUAUGUUAUAUGAAGAAAUUUCAAAUGGUGAUAAUGAAUUAAGUAAAGCAUUACCACCACGUGAUAAUGAUUUACGUGUCAACAACCAUUCUAUGGUUGAUGAUGACAAAAAUAAUGAUCAAUCUGACUGGAUCGUAACAAGUUGGCUUUCAUUUGAAAAGAAGGUCGCACUGGACAGUUUUUCUAUGGAUCCAAGAUUCACCGACGAAGCAAAGGUCUUCGCUCAAUUAAUUACAUCACUUCAAUCAUCAUCGAAUGCUGUAACACCUGAGUCGUUGCGAACAUUUUUCGAAGAUCUGUGUGCUAAAGCUAAUGAAAAACUUAUUGGAACAUUCAAUGGUAACCUGCAAGAGAAACAUGUAAUGACAAACUCUGCCGAUAUACCAAUCAAUGUUCAUACUCCAGCGAAUGCCAACAAAGAUAAAUUAGUAGUUUACUUUCAUGGUGGAGCUUGGAUAUAUGGAAGUCGAAGAACGCAUCAAACUAUUGUUAAUCUUCUUGCAGAUGCCACAAAGAGUAUUUGGAUUUCUGUCGAAUAUCGUCUGGGUCCCGAAUAUAAAUAUCCGAUUUGGUACAAUGAUGCAUGUGAUGUGACUCAAUAUAUCAUGGAAAAUAAAGAAUCCUUUGGUGUUGAUCGAACAGCUAAGGUUGGUGUGGCGGGUGAUAGUGCUGGAGCUAUGAUUAGCGCAUCUGUUUGUCAGACAGUGAAAGACAUUGAUUUUCAAAUUCUUGUUUAUGGUUGGUAUGAUUUCACUUGUGCAACACCAUCUUUCAAGGAAUUUACAAAUCAACAAUAUUUUAUCGCACCUGAAAUGAUUGAUUGGUGCAUCAAGAAUGCAUUUAAUGAUGGAUUUGAUAUAAACGAUUCUCGAAUAUCCGUCUUUCGCAAUACAUCACUCGAAAAGUUACCACAAACUUUAUUGAUUGUCGCUGAACUAGACCCAUUUCGAGAUGAUAGUUAUACAUAUAAGGAACUUCUUGAUAAAGCUGGUGUAAAGAACAAGCUUGUACUUAUCAAAGGUGUUCUUCAUAGGUUUUUUCCUCUACCCGGAGUCUAUCCAAAAGCAUGUGCACAAGCUAUCGAUGCUAUUCGAGAAUUCAUGGCAUCAAUCUCAUAA
Rotaria sordida is the source of this 1509-nucleotide messenger RNA. The record is from the annotation of a GenBank genome assembly. Lineage: Eukaryota; Metazoa; Rotifera; Eurotatoria; Philodinida; Philodinidae.